Messenger RNA from Aspergillus niger, 9132 nucleotides. RefSeq lists its product as uncharacterized. The record is from RefSeq and is a predicted model, not a curated record. The coding region runs from base 1 to 9132 and encodes 3043 amino acids. NCBI's taxonomy places the organism in Eukaryota, Fungi, Ascomycota, Eurotiomycetes, Eurotiales, Aspergillaceae. The transcript has 4 exons.
AUGUCCACACGCGCAAUCAAAUACAUCUAUUACCAUAUUGUUCACCCUCCAAUGCUGCCUCAGCACAAUGAGACAGAAGCUUCCGACCAGGAGGAGCCAUUGGAGCGGGAGUUAUAUCGGCUGGUCUCAAGCACCCUGGAAGAUUUUGCUAGUAAUUGUCCACCAGAGUCAACGGGACCCUGGAACAUCACGAUCAAUAUGCUAAACCUUUGGAUGUCGACUGUAAAAGGAGGCACUCUAUGCGAAGAUACUUUGAGAGAUGCCCUCUCUAAUAUACGAGUUCACGGGGCUGUGGCGCUUCACAUCCGGGCUCAGAACUGCGGCUGGCUGGCCUACUAUGACCAGACUGGCGACAAGUUGAUUUUCGAUGCAUUUGAAGCAUCCCCCCGUGCAGCAGAUGUUUUAUCUGCGGAGGGGAGUCUUCUUCGGCAAUUCCCUGGGUUGAGCGUGGCUGUCCCAGCCUGUGUAGUUGACGAGCCGAAGUUCUGCUCCUGGUUAGCAGGAGAGAUUGGUCGCCUCUCUAGCGAGACGGUGGACAAGAUGGUCCCCACUACUAGGAAAGCAGGAGCACAGGCUCUUGAGGAGCGCGACACCAUCCAUCCUGGAAUGGUCACUGAAAACCUCAUGAUCCAGCUUCUAGCACGAGGGAUCUACAACAAUUGGCCGUCCUUUGACAAGCACAUGCGCGAUGAGGUCAACUGGAGAAAUAGUAGACUUCCCUGGAGACGAUCUCCCCUUUGGUUCGUGAUACGAGUCACACUACAGACUGUUCUUCAACGCGCUUUCGGCGAUAUCGAGGGGCAUCGCCAAUAUAAGAAUUUCAUGCUCUACCUCGUUGCCCAAAUCGCCCUGAAUACCAACGUCAUGCCAAGCGCCCUCUGCGCUGAUCAGCUACAGGUGAUCCGGUUCAAGAUCGCUCGUCGUAUCAGCAAACUCGAUGAUAAGGUCGACAAUUUUGUGGCGCAACGUGCACUCUCGGCAGAAAGAGCACUUAAGACCAGAUUGGCAGACAUUCAGAUGAGAUUCAGGGAAAGUGACUCGAUUAUCAUUCCAGAAAGAUUUGUGUGCACUCCGCAAGAUUUCCACUUGACACUUUCUCAAUCGACUACCGUUCUUGCGGCAGCAAUGUCGCCAGGUCCUACAGUUGUGAGAAUCCCGGAGUUUGAUCCUCAUGGCCAGACUCGCGACCAACGUGAUCAUCACGGCCUUCCCAUACCAAAGGAACGUGACCUCAUCUCCGUUUUGGACUUUGAGCGUUGGGUCGAAUACGAUAUGGGUGCCUGGGCUGAAACAGUGAUUCCAUCAGGGGACUCCAUUUGUGCGAUAGCGGAUCGAUUUGGCCAGUAUGACAAAUGCGCGACUGAACUCUUCGCGGGUAACCCUGAGGCAAUGUCAGUCAUGCGACUAACCCAGUUAGAGUUAUGGGUUACCUUUGAUCGCAUGUGUACCGCAGUGUGUCCGCUUCUAAAAAAGUAUUCUCCCGAGAUCCCGGUCAAUUUUCUCGAGCCACUGCUCUUACCACACCGUUGCCAGAUGCGCAGAGCAAAAGAGAUCGAGAAUUAUAUUCGCGUCCGGCAUCGGGACCAAAGAUGUGGUUCAAUAUAUCGCGAUCCUGGGAGCGAAAGCUUUGCGGUCUCAUAUUACGAAUUGUCUGUUAAACUCCCGCCACUGCGGCAAGAGAUGGAGCAGUAUGCCCAGGGCCAACUGAGGGAAAAAGAAAUGGAGUGGAACCUAAAAUCAAGUAAAUACCGCGAGCUGUACGCUCAAGCUGCACAGCUCGAACACGAUAUGGAGCUGAACUCGCGAGGACGCUAUAGCUGCGUGCGGUCAUGUAGAAAGUGCUCAUAUGUGGAACAGGCCGAGGACAUCACUAUUGAGAGCUAUGAAUGGCCUCUUCCGAAUGAUGAAAGCAGUUUGAGGUCUGUGCUGUUUGAGCUAGUCUGUCCCCAUUGGUUUGCGGCAUGGCGCGAUUUGACCUGGAAAAUCGUCCAGGACUUUGGUCGACGUGAACUGAAGAAAGCGCAGGAUAUGGAGCAGAAUCUGCUGAAUUAUAGUGGGACCCACAGGUUUGCCGUCAAGUGGGGCCAGCGCCUCACUCUAGGUUCGAAGACAAAGUCAUGGCGACGGACCCAUUACAAUUGUCGAACAUUUCCGGUGGACUUUCAGGAAAUUAAUCGACCGUAUCCCUUUCAACUCCGGCUUCUUGACAGCGACAGCAGCGGGAAUGGCUGGGUUACUGACCAGACAGAGUCUUCAACUGUCAAACCAUCGUGCACGCUUCGUCUCCCACAAGGGCGCUAUUCCAAUCUUCAAUAUGCAGUGGACUCUUUCCGACACACCCAGAACCAGGUCCUCGCGGACCAAGCGCACUGCCACCAGUCACUGAGUUUGCACGAAUUCGUUGCUUUUGGCUGCUUGCGCGCGGGUGAACGUGUACAAUGGCUCAACAUCGUGCGUGAGCUCGCAUCCCCCACUCUCUCGUUGAACGAAGAGUCCGUUGGCAUUCUCAUCCGCCAGGCGGCAUGGGAGCUAGGCACACCUAGCAAGAGCACGGAGUUGAGAGAGGCCCACCGCGUCUUCGAGGACGAGUCUUUCAGCGAGUGUCUACUGGAGACUCUGGAACGCCGGCUCGACUCUAUUGAAGCAAAUUGGAAUGAGCAUCAUACUCUGGAAACGCUGAUCGUCCUUGCACUCCGCACCCUCAGCCUGUCUGAAGUAGGUGUUGUAGUCGAGCGGGCGGCUGCGUUUUUAUGUCGCAGCCGGCAGGUCACAAUGCAGUGGAUAGGGAGCCUCAUCACUACUCUAGAUUCACAGACAGGCGUACGGGGUCAUGCGCAGCAGCAAUUACUCGUUCGGGUCGGAGGAAUCUGCCAGCUCACGUAUGCCGUCGAGUCGCACCUUGUCCCGAUACUCUUACGCAGCGCGGAGGAUCUCUCCCAUCUCAUCCGCGCCUCCGUUAUUGUCUUUGAGAGUAUGCCACCGGAGAUGAGGGGGAAUAAUCCGACAGCGACUGUUGCGUGGGUGCAGACCUCCAGAAUUCUGCACCGUGUCGAAGCACAUACGCGUCAGCUGAUCCAGCAAGAUGCAUCGGGCCUCAACUAUGCAAUUCAAGAAAGUGUGCCGAACACGGCCAUUACUACCCCGUGGAGCUUCGGUCACGGUAGCUUGACCCGAUGGGCGAUAAAUCAGUUAGCGCCCGAUGGAGUGCGACAGAAGCAGCAGGUGCGGUAUGAUUUGCUCAGCGGCGAGCUCCUUGUCGAUAAUUCCCCCCCUGGCCGUCUUCCGGAGAGCUAUACGCAACAUCCGACCUUUCGACGUCUUUUUGGUUUGGUUCAUUUCGGAACAGAAGAAGAUCGUCUGGUUAUCACGGCUCAGCAAGGCAGCCAAGUGCUCCGAUUUAUUCCAUACGACCAGCUCAUUGGCGACUUUUCCAAGUGUCUACUUCUCGAUUAUGCGCACUGGCUCAACCUAGAAGACAAAACGCUAGAAUUUCGUCCGGUGGCACAGGCGUGGCAAUCUGAUUCCGGUAACUGGCGUCUGUCGAUGAGCCUUACAGGUGCAGGACCGGCGGUUAUGAUGCGAUCCCGUUGCAUCAUGGUUGACAUACACAGUCAGCUUUUCGCACAACUGUCCAAGGUCCUGGUGGCAUUGGACAAGCCGGAUUAUAUGAUCGCGUAUCAGACACCCGAAAACAUGGUCGUGGUAGAGUUGGCCAGGGUACGCUUGCGGUUUUUCGUUAACAGAGAAGGAUUGUUGGAAGCUCCGGAGCUUCAAGCCACUGUGGAUCGUAGCCAGGAUGUCGGAUGCUUUUAUGGUCUAAAGAACAAACUCAUCUUGCGAGACGUCAAUGAAAAAGAUCGGCGAUCAGUGUUGAUACCGUACGGUGAUGCUCAACUGUCGAAGAAAAAACAUCAUACGGUCAUUCGCAUUGAACCACCGGAGGACUCUCGCAAUCGCUAUUUCCAGUAUUUCCUCGAUGGCGAGUUGCAGGAGCUUCGAGGAUCUUCUGAUAUGUUGGGAACACUAUAUCAAGCUUAUAUGCAUGCACUCACCGGCUUUGUUCUUGAAGACCCCGCCACCCACCGAUCGGGAACCGCAGAGGCCCUUCGGAUCUUGCGGCAGGCGAGACUGCGUUCUUCUUUACCCCUUGAGAGGGACUGUAUUGAACUGUUGGGACGCCUUGCAGCAAUGACGCCCCGUCGGAAGUAUUAUCCAUCUCAUCUACGGUGCAUGCAGACGAUUGAGUGGAACAGUGACCUUGGAGAAUUGGCACAGCACGACGACUUUCAGUUCCUUGUUCAGGAGAUCGUCGACCACGCGCAAUUGUUCUCCAUGUUGCACGAUGUCAGCACCGAAGACCUCGAAGCGUAUGUGCGAUGUUACCAGAACCGGGGAGAGCCACAUCUAAUUGCAAGGGCUCGUCUGCGCCAUGCACAGUUCUACCCUGCUGAGUUCGGAGGUAGCACGGUACGCCGCGCACCAAAGCCGUCUCCGUACUCGGCACGCGACCGUGGCAGCGGGAGUGAACGAAGCAACCGCGUUUAUGAGGUCGCCAGUCUAGUUCGCGACUGGCCAACGGGCGUGCCUCAUUGUUCAGAUUUCUAUGCGACUAUUAGCAAUUGGGAGUGCAUACGGCUGGCUAACCUGCGUGUUGACAGCCUUACCUGCAAUGAACUGCUGCAAUUGUCAUUCAGAGACGCAUGGGGUGCUCUGUACGAGCUGUGCCGGUCGCUAAACCGGCGACAGGACUCAUACAACCUCAUGUCUCUUUUCUGCACCAUUGCAUUCCGGGGAGAUGAGCAAUUGUUCAGCUUGCGUCCAUUGCUUGCGGUCGCAUUUUCUGGUCAAUUUGCUGAUCUCGCGGUACCUGGCUUCGGAGGGCAAUCUGUGCUUUACUUGCAGCGGGGGGAAGAGCUCAUCCCAUCUGAAAUAGCAGAUCAGGUUAGCCUCCAUUACACGCCAUUCCGAGACCCACCGCAUCUGUCAGGUCUGUCAGGCGCACGCAAAAGGGAAAUCCGAGAGGAGCGAGAAAGGUAUCUGGGCGAAAAGGAGAAUCAUGUCCGUCAAUGUCGGGAUGUCGUCACCGACCAAUGGCCGUGUGAAAGACCCCAGCUACCGGACAUUCCUCGCCUAGACCGCCAGAACGCCUCAGAGGCCUGUGCCCUGCUGUGUACCCAGUGGUACCAAAACCGCACGUUCCUCCGGUUCUUGCGAGAAGUCCAGGCCCGCUUGGAGGCGCUAGGUACUGAACCCGACGAGCAGAACCGGAGCGUUCCGCCCGCCCCCUCUCCACAGGCCCGUCCCGCAAAGAGAUCUUUCUUCCCCCCUUCACUUCUAGACCUGUUACGGACACGUGAUAUUCCGACAGAAGUCCCACCUUUACCGGUGCCCCUCACAUCCAACAGACUGCGCGUUCCACGGUGCUAUGAUAAUGAUACUACUCCGGAGCUUGAUUCUCUCAUUUCUGAGUUUUGCGGCAACCCUGAUCCGUACCAUCGCGAAUUAGGGGAAGGCCUGCGAGACAGCCUCGAGGCUCUGGAAGCGCGUGAGUGGCCAUGUUCGCCCACCUCGCUGUCUGUGCGGCGGGACGUUCUUGAACGGCACUGCCGUGUUCACACGCGACAGCGAGACGAUCUCUGGGACCGUCUCCAUGAAACGUUAACCGUCGCCAGUGGAUCCGCAGAACGCAUUUCUAGUGCCCUGCUCUGGCCACACAUCAGCGUGCUCUCAAUUUUAUCGCUCCUCGUUGCUGACCAAUGGCGGCACGUUCCAGAUUCGUGGAAAUCUACGUUGCUAGCGUUUGCCCAGAGCGUGACGUCUCUACGCCGAUCCAAGCGUCUGCUAGCUUGUUAUGACCGGUCUGACACCGAUGGCUUCUACAAGGAAGCCGAGACAGCGGGGAGUGAGGGCUGGGAUACCGCGAGGAGCCCAGAAUGGCUUCUACUCGAAAUUGAAAACAAUAUCACUAUCCGCAUCCAACAAGCCGAAGUCGCGCAGCGCAUGAUUUGCCCCGACCAGCCUGGCAAUGCCGUCUCGCAGUUGAAUAUGGGUGAGGGGAAGACUACCGUGAUCACCCCGAUGGUUGCGCUGAAUCUGGCAAAUGGCUCUACAGUGCCGCGAAUCAUUGUCUUGAAGCCCCUUCUUCGACAGAGUCUGACUCUACUCACGCAAGUACUGGGUCGCAUCCUAAACCGUCCGAUCUAUCACGUCCCUUUCUCCAGGGAUACGCCUCUGGACAAGAAGAUGCUAAAGAGUCUGCGAAAGAUGUACGAGCAGUGUCAGAAAUAUCGGGGAGUCUUGAUCGCGCUGCCAGAACAUAUAUUGUCUUUUCGCUUGGUCGGACUAGACCUGAUUGAACGGACACCAAAACUGGCUCAGAAGGUGAUCAACUUGGAAACAUGGCUGCAAGAUAAUUGCCGCAAUCUUAUCGACGAGAGCGAUGAGGUCCUCGACCCGAAGUUCCAAUUAGUGUAUGCCAUUGGGAGCCAGCAGUCCCUGGAUGGGCACAGUGAUCGAUGGCGAAUCGUACAGAGCUUGCUGUCAUUGGUGGAGCAGCAGGCGACCGAACUCCAUAACCAGGAUCCAUCCAGCCUGAGCGUCGAAUACCGUGGUGCCCGGUAUCCAAUCAUCCAUUUUCUGAGGACAGACAGAGCAGACACUUUGAUGAGCAUGGUUCUUUCAGCUAUUGAUAAGCAUGGGCUAACGGGACUACCACUGCACCUUUGGAGCCGACGGAUCCGUCAACGGGCGCUGAACUUUAUUCGUUUUGCUCAUCUGAUGCCGCAGGAGCCUCAAUUUCUCCGAGACGCCUUCGGACAGGGGACUACUCUGCGGAAGCUACUGGUUCUGCGAGGCCUCCUGGCUCAUGGUAUUCUCAUGUUCGCCCUGACUGGAAAGAGGUGGCUCGUGGAUUACGGUCUUCAUCCGAGCCGAUGCAUGAUGGCGGUCCCGUUCCGCGCGAAGGGGAUUCCGUCCGAGCACGCUGAGUUUGGUCACCCGGACGUCGCAAUCAUUCUGACAUGCCUGAGUUACUACUACCAUGGCCUCAGUUCUGAGCAAGUUCGGCACUGCUUUACUCUGCUGGGUAAGGAGAAUGACCCCGAAGCUGAGUACCAGGGCUGGAUCUGUAGAGCUAGAUCCACUCUGACCCCGCAACUCCAAGUGCUCACCGGUGUUAACCUGGAAGAUACCUCGACUUUCAUGGAGGUUCUGUAUCCCCAUCUGCAUUACCAAAAGGGUCUCGUCGACUUUUACCUCUCCAGAGUUGUGUUUCCCAAGGAGGCCAAAGAAUUUCCUCAUAAAUUAUGUACCUCGGCAUGGGAUCUGCCAUCAACGCCCAAUCAGCCACUUACUACGGGUUUUAGCGGGACGAAUGAUAACCGAUUCCUCCUCCCACGGUCUGCGCCGCAGCGGGACCUACCGCAGCUCCUCCACACCAAUGCAUUGGUCCUGAGCCUUUUGCUCCGAGAGGAAAACAGGCGCUGCAUUGUGGCAGAGGAUACGAUGGGCCUUCAACUUCAGGCGGAACAGCUACUCGAUCUCAUCAGCCAGCAACAUCCCCCGAUCAGGGUCAUCAUAGAUGUGGGUGCGCAGAUCCUCGAACUAAGCAAUCAAAGCGUCGCACAUCGAUGGCUUUCCACGACUGCAUCGUCUGAUGUGGAAGCUGCCAUCUUCUUCGAUGAGCGCGAUGAGGUCACUGUCAUCGAUCGCGAGGGUCACUGCGAGAGACUGGUGUCGUCCGCCUUUAAGCAACGAAUGGGAAGCUGUUUAAUUUUUCUCGAUCAGCAGCAUUCGCGCGGUGUGGAUCUCAAGCUUCCUGCAGAUUACCGGGCCGCAGUCAUUCUAGGUCCUCGUUUGCCUAAAGAUAAAGUGGUGCAAGCAUGCAACAGGAUGCGUGGGCUGGGUCAGGGACAAUCUGUGACGUUCGUAAUCCCGCCCGAAGUGAGUCACAGUAUGCCUCCACGCGGCACAUCCACGACGUCACUCGAUGUGAUUCGGUGGGCCCUUACCCAGACAUGCAAUAUCUUCCAGAGCUUGCGUCCGCUCUGGGCACUUCAAGGUCUGCAGUAUCACAGACGCCAGAAAGUAUGGGACAAGCUGCUGCGAGGGGAAAGCCCCCCAGGGGAGGCUGUUCAACAUAUACAGGAGCGGGAGGCUCGGACUUUGUCCCAGCUAUACGCGCCGUGGGACAAGCUAGGAAGUUGGUCUAUCGAUGAAGCAAUGGUGCAGGACAACCCUAUGGCCCAAGGGCUCCUGGAAGUCUGGCGAGGCUCAGGUCAGGGCAUGCAACAACUCGCUCCGUUGCACGAGGAACAAGAGCGACAAAUCAGCCACGAAGUGCAGAGGGAGCAUCAAAUUUGCCGCCCUCUCCAGCUCCCUGCCGUCCCUCAUCACAUCCAUGAUGAUGUUCGUUACUUUGUAACCAAUGGAAAAUUGCCUGAUAGCGGUUAUACUGCGGUGCAGUCCGCAUUUGAGAUUUUUCGGCAUACUUCUGCGGGCCAAUACGGGUUUCCGACUUCGCUAGCGCCACAUCUUUGCGUGACACAGGACUACAGUCGCACUGUCCAACUGAGAGACGAGGACUGCAGUGAUGAAUUUCUCAAGCCUGUUCACUGGGUUCUCGCAAAUACGCACGACCCGAGACUGCUUCUCCUUAGUCAGUACGAAGUCAACGAACUUUUACCAGAUAUUCGGUCUUCGCAAAAAGCCAAGCUACUCAUUUACACCCCGAAGACAACCAGGACCAUGCGAUCUUUUGAGCCUCUGGACUUUCUGAACGUGGGUCUCGGUCACACGAUCCCCCGUCAGCCUCAAACGACCGCUCGAGAUUUGGGUCUUUUCGCCGGAACACUUUACUAUGAAACGUUCUCGAUCUACGAGAGCCUUCGCCAGUUCCUCGGACUAGUGACAGAAAAAUACCGUAACAUUCCUGAAGAUCAAGUGACCAGUGGAGGUUUUGUUAACUCGGCUACGCGACAGGCCCAUAAUUGGCCGGUAGACUCCCCCUUCCAGUCGUGUCCCCUGCAGUUCCUGGGGGCUAUCCUUGACAUACGUUGUAAGAGUCACGGGUACUUACAAACGCAUGCUGGCACAAUCGUGGAAGCAAUGCCACUAACUGCAGCCCAAUUCUAA